AGUCGACAAAUUUAGCCUAUUGACGCGAUAAACUUAUUUUUCUCAACUUCAAAGACAACCCAAUCACUUGAAAGGCACGUUUCUCGAUCAUUUCGUGACACCAAAUUCAGUUUGCCCAAUUAAAAAUUAUUUUUGAAGCACUUGUGCACAACAAAUUGCGUCACUGUUUGAAACAAACAAGUCGGGUUUUUCGUUUAAAUAGGACGGGUCUUGAAGGCAGAAACCAUCCCAAGUGCUACAGUCGAAGAGGUCACAUCUAGUUGUCUUCAUCCUGUGGUGCUGAGCAGAAGUUGAGACGUCCGUCUUCAGUCUGUCGUUUUGCUGCCUUCAGCCGCGUCACUGCAACAUUAUCACCGUCCUACUCCCUGUCAAAAUGUUGAGAUUGCAGCUGGUUGUAGUGGGCGUGGCUCUAAUCGCCUGUUGCUGUGCGAAUCCUCCUACACCCACACCAAAAUCUUUUCCCAAAUUCAAACCUGAAGAUACAACAGACUUCAAAACCGACAUUCUAGCAGCAGAACUUGCGGCAAGAGCUGCAGCAGGAACUGACGGUUCCGUCAACAGGGCUCAAUUCAAAACAGCCUGCAUAGGGUUGUACGCACAAAGAACCAGUCCUCAAUUGACACCAACUGAUCAAGAAAUCGAAGCUCUUUUCAAGCUGUAUGACAGAGAUCAUAACGACAAGAUUGACAUGAAAGAGGGAAUAAUGGGAGUGAUGCAGCACCAGGAAUUCUUUUACUAUGACAUGAACCUGGACGGUAAACUGGACGAAAACGAGUUGAUGUACAUGUAUGAUACCCGUGAUCAGAAUAUGCAAUACUCUGGAUCCGCUGACUUCGUGGAGGUCUAUCAGAGAUUGCAGUCACAUAACAAACUACCCAGCGGCUGGGAAAAAUCCCUUGGAAAGGAUAUCCCUGCCUAAUGGGCGAAUGAGGAUAAAAAGAAAAAUCAACAAUACAACUUUAUCUGGAACUCAUAAUAUAUUUUAUUUAUGCACAUCAUAAUAGGAAGGAGAUAUCAAUGAAUGUUUUUAGUUUCCAGUAUUAGUAUAAUUAACACCAUUAUCAACAUUAUUAUUAUUAUUUUGACUAUUAUUACUAUUGUUCAUUCAAUUAUUCAUUUUAUUUAUUGUGUUUUGGGGUUUUGUGUUAAUAAAGUGUGUGUCGAAGCAUUGAAA
Nilaparvata lugens (brown planthopper) is the source of this 1174-nucleotide messenger RNA. RefSeq lists its product as uncharacterized. The record is from RefSeq and is a predicted model, not a curated record. Gene Ontology annotation, molecular function: calcium ion binding. Bases 374 to 919 code for a protein of 181 amino acids. NCBI's taxonomy places the organism in Eukaryota, Metazoa, Arthropoda, Insecta, Hemiptera, Delphacidae. The transcript is spliced from 7 exons.